This is a messenger RNA of Fusarium venenatum, 1647 nucleotides long. RefSeq lists its product as uncharacterized. Gene Ontology annotation, cellular component: plasma membrane. Gene Ontology annotation, biological process: zinc ion transmembrane transport. The record is from RefSeq and is a predicted model, not a curated record. Gene Ontology annotation, molecular function: zinc ion transmembrane transporter activity. NCBI's taxonomy places the organism in Eukaryota, Fungi, Ascomycota, Sordariomycetes, Hypocreales, Nectriaceae.
AUGACUCGUGUCAAGACUUUCUUCGAGAGCCGUAAGGCCACUGUCCUCGCCGGUGCUCUUCUUUUCGUCGUAGCUGUCUCGGCGACUGCUCCUGGGGCUGCUGUCAAGAGACAAGCGACAAAGACGGGCAUGAACUUUGAGUCUUUGACGGGUUGUCAUAUGCAUGGGCCUACCCAGUUCUGUAUGGCUGGUUCGGAUGAGUAUCAGAUCGUCGCAGAUUCGGAGGCCACAGCUACUCAAGAUCCUCCAUCUUCGUACACUGACUGCCACAAUCAUGGUUCAGACACAUACUGCAUGAACCCCAGUGGCGGAGAAGUCCAAGUCCUAGGCGAAAACGCCAGUCCGACCCAAACAGCCGCCAAAGAGACUGGCUCUGCAAAGGCCGAAGAGAUCACUGCCGUGUCCAACUGCCACAUGCACGAGGCAUCUCUGUACUGCAUGGGUCCUAGCUCUUCAGAGUACUACGUCCAGACCACCAUCACUAACACGGAGGAGUAUCCAGCUCAGCUCACCAGCUGCCACAGCCAUGGCGAAGAGACGUACUGCAUGUCGGACGAUGGUGAAGCGCCCAUCCUAGCCGCUGAGGACGUCGAGUCUGGAGAAGCAAGCCCCGACGAGGAACACUGCCAUUUCCACGCCGGUGUAGAACACUGCGUCGGCGGUAGCCACGGCUCAGAAGGUGGUUCACGAUCAUGCACCCGUACCGACAGAGACUAUAAGAUCGGCAUUCGAAUCGGCAUGCUCUUUGUCGUCCUUGUCGCUUCAUCCCUCGGUGUUUACGGUCCCAUCCUGCUGUCGCGCUUCACACCCGUACAAUCCAACAUCAUCCUCACUAUUCUCAAGCAAUUCGGUACUGGAGUUAUCAUCUCUACUGCCUUUGUCCACUUAUUCACCCACGCACAAAUGAUGUUUGGCAACGAAUGUCUCGGCGAACUCCUUUACGAAGCUACCACUGCCGCUAUCGUGAUGGCCGGCCUCUUCAUCUCCUUUUUAAUCGAGUUCAUUGUCCAUCGCGCCAUGCGAUGGCAGGCGAGCAAGAAAUCUGACACUGAGUCUACAUCGCUCUCUCCCAAGGCUGUGGAGAAGGCUGAGAUGGCCAACAUUAGUAUUAUGGAGGCUGGUAUCAUCUUCCACUCUCUCCUCAUUGGUAUCACCCUCGUUGUGGCUGGCGACUCCUUCUUCAUCACUUUGUCCAUCGUGAUCAUCUUCCACCAACUCUUCGAAGGUAUCGCCCUGGGCACAAGAAUCGCCUCUCUGGGCUACGGCCAAAUGCCUCUCGCUCUAGGCCACACUCACUCACACUCCCCCACUCCCUCGGUGGAACGAACCGGAACAUCCACUGUGCCUCUCUGGAAGAAGCUUGUUCUCGCUUCUGGUUUCGCAAUCAUCACACCUAUCGGAAUGGCUAUUGGCAUUGGCGUUCUCAACGUCUUCAACGGCAACGAUCCUUCUACACUCAUCGCCAUCGGUACUCUGGAUGCGUUCUCCGCUGGUAUCCUUGUUUGGGUCGGUCUCGUAGAGAUGUGGGCGCAGGAUUGGAUGAUGGGUGGUGAGCUCAGCGAUGCUGGUCCUGUGACUACUGCUCUCGCCAUGCUUGGUUUGAUCUGCGGUAUGGUCUUGAUGAGUCUGCUUGGAAAGUGGGCUUAG